Paraphaeosphaeria sporulosa is the source of this 1619-nucleotide messenger RNA. RefSeq lists its product as uncharacterized. The record is from RefSeq and is a predicted model, not a curated record. NCBI's taxonomy places the organism in Eukaryota, Fungi, Ascomycota, Dothideomycetes, Pleosporales, Didymosphaeriaceae. Gene Ontology annotation, molecular function: ubiquitin protein ligase activity. The coding region runs from base 450 to 1619 and encodes 389 amino acids. The transcript has 2 exons.
UGGCCAUUCUCUUCUAAGGGACUUUUUUUUCUUUUUUUUAAGUUGCAUCACAGAAGCGGUCGAGCAGUGGCUGCAAACAUCCGACCAAGGGCAAGUUGGCGAAACCUCUACGACCCCCUUGCAACAGGGAGCCAGGGGGUUGUUUGAAUGUGGGUGUAUGCUUGCAUGAACUCAGAAGGCUGUGUCAGAAGCCUGGGUCUCCAGCCGCGCGCUCAACAGGCACCAUUGCCUGAGACGUGGCUGAGGACGUUUGUGAAUGCUGCGCAGCACGAAGCUUGGAUGGCUGGGAUUUGUCGCAUGCAGUCUGGAACUUUUCUUGGAAUCACCUGUAUAUAGAGGUCCAGAAGGGCUGCCCGUCGCACAUUCAGGCCAACAUAGAGCCAGCAAUCCACCGCAAUUUCAGCUACUCCCUCCCAGCGCAAGCAAGACCAGCUGUACUCUUGGACAGCAUGACACCCCGCACCCGCACCUCUCCCCUCUGGGACCCUUCAACUGUCCUCAAGAUCGACAGUAUGGGCCGCUGCGCGGGCUGGGCCCACACCCGUGGACGCAACUGCGCGAACACCAUCGCAUUCCACAACCAGCAGAACGCAGAAUACCUCCUGAAAACCAUCAGCACCAAGGAGCCUGAUCCGAUCGCUCUCGAAGAUGACCUCUACGACUUGGCAGGCUUCGUGCUGUGCAGGCGGUGGCACCAGGACCAGGCGGACGCAAUGGUGGAGAAGUGGAGUGCGAGGAUGGAGCGUUUUGCGACGGCUCGACGAGUGCUUAAUGGCGGACGUCGAAGCCGGGGUUCUAGGACUUCGUCUUCUGGAACUUCAGAAGCAGCAACGCCAUCGACCUCGCCGAGCUCGUCUGGGUCCGAGAUUAGCGCGAUGCAGUCAUUGAUGUCGCAGCACUUGGAUCGCAUUGCGCAGCUGGAAGCGAUGAUUGCUACACUUUCUGCUCGGGUUACUCCUUCCCAAGAAGCAACUGCUACCUCAGUCACCCCAGGUGAAGUCACGCCUCCGGUCCAAGUCACGCCUCCGGUCCAAGCCACGCCUCCAGUCCAAGUCACGCCUCCAGUCCAAGGCGCGCCUGCAACGUCAGCCCCAAUCCCUGUACAUCGCCGUAUCCCUUCACAACCACGCCGGUCUUCACCUUCCGCUGCUCAGCCAGUGACCCAACGACCAUGCGCCAUCCCCCACGUCCGCCGGCGUGCCGUCGAUGACGACUGCCCCAUCUGCCACGAUGCCUUCCUCGCGGACGAGGCGCUCGUAUGGUGCAAGCGCGAGUGCGGACGCACAGUACACAAGACGUGCUUUGCGGGCUGGGAGAAGGUAUCUCGGGAUGAAGGCAAACCCGUGAAGUGUGGGAUGUGCAGGGCGGCAUGGGAAAGAUCUUCUCGAUCUCCGGUCGAGUCAACGGCUCCUCAAUCCCCAACGUCGCAUCUACAUGCAAAGCAGCCUGUUCCGGUAUCUCUUUCCGCUGCUCCCCAACUAGACUACUCGCAAAUUUUCGAUCGCGCGGGAUUUUCAUGCCCCCAUGUCUUCCCUGAUGCUCGGAUGGCUGCUUUGACAAGGUUUCCAGAUUGGCAUACGGGUUGGUCCGACAGCUCUUUGGCGACAGCGAGUCGGUAG